CGCUGCUGCCGCAAGACGUCCUCUUCUUUUCCCUUCAUCUUCCUCCUCCUCGUCUCGCCACCCAACCGCAGGCAGAUCCAUCUAGGCUAAGGUUAGCUAGCAGCGAGAUGGGGAUCAUCAAGAAGAAGCUGUCGAAGACCGACAAGAAGCACGCGUACGACAAGAAACUGUGCCAGCUCCUCGACGAGUACCCCAAGGUGCUCGUCGCGUCGGCGAACCACGUCGGCUCCACCCAGCUCGCGGCCAUCCGCAGGGGCAUCCGCGGCGAGUCCGUCAUGCUCAUGGGGAAGAACACCCUCAUCCGCCGCUGCAUCAACGUCCACGCCGUGGACACGGGCAACGAGAACAUCAAGGCACUCGUACCCCUCCUCCAAGGAAACGUCGGUCUCAUCUUCACCAAGGGUGACCUCAAGGAGGUGCGCGAGGAGGUCGCCAAGUACAAGGUUGGAGCACCUGCUCGUGUUGGUCUGAUUGCUCCAAUCGACGUGGUGGUUCCCGCUGGAAAUACUGGUCUGGAUCCCACCCAAACUUCGUUUUUCCAGGUUCUUAACAUCCCCACCAAGAUCAACAAGGGCACUGUGGAAAUCAUUGCAAACGUGGACCUGAUCAAGAAGGGUGACAAGGUGGGCUCGUCCGAGGCUGCCCUGCUUGCCAAGCUCGGUAUCCGGCCAUUCUCGUAUGGACUUGUGAUCACCCAGGUCUACGACGAUGGGUCCGUCUUCAGUCCUGAGGUUCUUGACCUCACCGAGGAAGACCUUAUGGAGAGGUUUGCGUCUGGUGUUUCCAUGGUUGCCUCACUGUCCCUGGCCGUCUCGUACCCAACUAUGGCUGCUGCUCCACACAUGUUCCUCAAUGGGUACAAGAACGUGCUUGCUGUUGCUUUGGAGACAGAUUACUCGUACCCUCAUGCUGAUCAGAUCAAGGAGUAUCUCAAGGACCCCAGCAAGUUUGCCGUUGCUGCUCCGGUUGCUGCCGCGCCGUCUGGUGGUGCUGCGGCUGCCGCCGAGGAGGAGAAGAAAGAGGAAUCCGACGGUGAAUCUGACGCUGAGGGACUAGGCUUGAGCCUGUUCGACGACUGAUAAGCUUCACCAUUUUAUCUCGCCAAGUUGCCAGUUUGAUCGUAGAUAUAUGAGUGCGAUCUUUGACCUUAGUUGGCACCUCAAGCUCUUUGCUGGACAAAAAAUCACGCUGGACUGCAGUGUGUAUUUGCUAAUAGUUUCGUCAGGCUAUGCAGUUAUGUUGGUAUUGCUUUGCUUUCUCGUAUGUGAGAUGCUCUGGUUUCUCGUGUGUGUCUUUCUACUGUGCUGUGGCGAUUCAUUUUCUGCUGAGGAUUUUGGCAAGAAAGCGUACAAAAGGUAGCUCAUGCGGAUUAGGCCGGCACUUGGUCCCGUUGCAGAGGCCGAAGGGGAUGCUUCUUUUCGAAAAUAAUAAGAAAAACUUUGUCCU
This is a messenger RNA of Brachypodium distachyon (stiff brome), 1446 nucleotides long. Its product is annotated as 60S acidic ribosomal protein P0. Gene Ontology annotation, molecular function: structural constituent of ribosome; large ribosomal subunit rRNA binding. NCBI's taxonomy places the organism in Eukaryota, Viridiplantae, Streptophyta, Magnoliopsida, Poales, Poaceae. The record is from RefSeq and is a predicted model, not a curated record. Gene Ontology annotation, biological process: cytoplasmic translation; ribosome biogenesis; ribosomal large subunit assembly. The transcript has 5 exons. The coding region runs from base 108 to 1079 and encodes 323 amino acids. Gene Ontology annotation, cellular component: cytosolic large ribosomal subunit.